UCGUACACAGAGAUAGCAACAGAUCCAACAGACUGUUCACAAAAACUAAAAACCCUUUUACUGCGGGGUAGGAUAUCCUGUAACAGUCCAUCCUUUAUUUCUGUUGCUGAAGAAAGACUGUUAAGCUUGAAAUUACAGUGAACCCUGCAGUGUGUUUAGAAAUAUAGGACUAUUUGUAUAUUUACGUUGUGGUGGAGAUUAUAUUGCAUUGUUUUGGUUUGGCAAAACGAGUUUAACGGAGACUUUCUAUCGGCUCGGUGGACCUUUCAGGCUUUGUGGAUGCACUUAGAUGUUUGCAAUGAGCACUGUGGCUGGCAUGCCCCAGUGUUUUGGAUGCCAAUGUGUAGGACUCCGUAGAAGUCGAUUGUAUCAGCAGCGAACGUCAUGAGCAUAGUGAUCCCAAUAGGGUUUGACACAACGGAGACCUCGUAUUUGGAAAUGGCUGCAGGCUCAGAACCGGAAUCUGUAGAAGCGAGCCCUGUGGUGGUAGAAAAAUCAAACAGUUAUCCACACCAAUUAUAUACCAGCAGUUCUCAUCAUUCGCACAGUUACAUUGGUUUGCCUUACGCAGACCAUAAUUAUGGUGCUCGUCCUCCACCAACACCCCCAGCAUCCCCUCCUCCAGCAGUUGUGAUAGGAAAAAAUGACGUGAGCAUAUUCACUACUGCUAAUUUUGAUGAGACCUCCAGUGCCACCACGAUCAGCACUUCUGAGGAUGGAAGUUACGGGACAGAUAUUACUAGAUGCAUCUGUGGGUUCACCCAUGACGAUGGAUACAUGAUCUGUUGUGACAAAUGCAGUGUGUGGCAGCAUAUAGAUUGCAUGGGUAUCGACAGGCAGCAUAUUCCAGAAACCUACCUGUGUGAUCGUUGUCAGCCUCGGAGUUUGGAUAGAGACAGAGCUAUGUUGUUACAAACAAGGAAAAGAGAAAAUAUGUCAGGAGUUAACACUCGCCACCCUCCAGUCCUUUGGUACAAUUCCUGUUUCCAACGAAUUUUGGAAAAUUAUGAUGGAGACACCAGUGCAACAGAAAGUGGAGAUGAGGUACCUGUGGAGCUAUACACUGCCUAUCAGCAAAUCCCUACAACUAUCACAUUGACAGCCACUAGGGUAACAAAGGUAAAUGAGAAAAAACGAAAGAAAAGUGGAGAAAAGGAGCAGUUUGCUGCAAAAUCAAGAAAGCCUUUCCGGGAAGGAUCUCGAAAAUCUUCAAGGGUAAAGCAAAGUUCAGUUUCAGAAACCGAUGCCGUUGAUAAUGCCGGUUUUGUGUGGGAGAACAAAAUCAAAACAUGGAUGGAUCGGUAUGAAGAAGCAGAUGGGAAUCAGUAUAGUGAGGAUAUUCAGAACAUCCUUGAAGCACACCGACUGGCAUUAGAAAUAGGCGAUGGACAUGAAAAAAUGGAGGUGGUCAGUAGAUCAGACCUAAGUACCAAUCUUACAGCCUCUAAACCUCCAGUAGAGAGUCAAGUGCAGAAAAACAAAAAAAUAUUGAAAGCCACCAAAGAUUUGCUUCCUGAUACCUUCAUUAUUGAAUAUCGUGGAAAGUUUAUGUUACGGGAACAAUUUGAAGCAAAUGGGCAUUUCUUCAAAAGACCUUAUCCCUUUGUAUUAUUUUAUUCAAACUUUCGAGGACUGGAAAUGUGUGUUGAUGCAAGAACAUUUGGAAAUGAAGCACGAUUCAUUAGGCGGUCAUGUAUACCAAAUUCAGAGGUUCGCCAUAUAAUUGAAGAUGGUAUGAUUCAUCUUCAUAUCUACUCCAAGAGAAGCAUUCCAAAGGGUACAGAAAUUACCAUUGGAUUUGACUUUGAUUAUGGAAACUGUAAAUACAAAGUGGAUUGUGCUUGUCUGAAAGGGAAUCCAGAUUGUCCAGUCCUCAAACAAAAUUUGGAGCCAACCGAGAACAUCAGCAUGGGUUACGAAACAAGAAGGAAAAAAGGAAAGAAAGAAAAGGACGGCUUGAAAGAAAAGGAUGCUCAAAAUCAAAAUAUUUCUUCUGAUACUGAAGGAAUGGCCACCAAAACUAAAGGAUUAGAUAACAAACAGAGGAAACUCUCUCCCCUCAGGGUGUCUUUGACUAACAAUCAGGAGCCAGAUUUUAUUGAGGAUAUAGAAGAAAAACCUCCAGUUAGCAAUGAAGUAGAGAUGGAGUCUGAGGAGCAGAUUGCAGAGAGAAAAAGAAAGAUGACUAGAGAAGAACGAAAAAUGGAAGCCAUCAUGCAAGCAUUUGCAAAGAUGGAGAAGAGAGAGAAAAGAAGAGAACAGGCCUUAGAGCGAAUCAGCACAGCAAAAGAUGUUAAACUGGAGAGCAAAGAAACACAAGCAGUACCCAUCUCAGAUUCCACACAGGAAUCAGUGAAGGAAGAAGUCGUAAGUAAGCCAAAUCCUGCCAAGAUAAACAGAGCAAAACAGAGGAAAAGCUUCUCUCGCAGUCGGACUCACAUAGGACAGCAACGCCGGAGACAUAGAACUGUUAGUACCUGCUCUGACAUUCCUCCAUCUUCUCCAGAAGUCGAUGUCCAACAGAAUGAAGUUGAAAAUAAUUUUGCUGAGACUGCACCUAGGUCAUGUGAUGCUAACAUGGAGGAAGAAGCAAUUGAAGUAGAACCAGCAGCAGUAGCAGCAACAGAAACAACCACAAUAACAACAGAAGAAUCAGCUGGAACACCAUCACCAUCCAUCAACAAAACCACAACUAAAUAUCCCAAAACAAAAAAGCACUUGGUCACUGAAUGGUUGAAUGAGAAGGCUGGUAAACUAAUUGACAGCCCUUUAGAGAGACCUCUGCGAAUAACAACUGAUCCUGAAGUUCUCGCUACACAGUUGAAUUCGUUACCUGGCCUUGCACACAGUCCUCAUAUAUAUACAACGCCUAAGCACUAUAUUCGCUUUUGCUCCCCGUUCUUGACAGAGAGAAGACGUCGGAUAGAAACAGUGGAACCAAAGGUUGGAUCUUGCAAAAAGCGUUGGUUAAAACAGGCCUUGGAGGAUGAGACUUCAACAGUUGCUGAUGCUUUUGAUUCAACUUCUUUUGAUGGCUCUCUAAGUCCAGCAAUGAGUGGAGAAACUAACAGCCCAGGCACUGUUGCCCUCAGUGGAAAUUGCUGUUUGACAGAAUUGAUUACUCCUUUAAAGAAAAGAAGAUUACGCCAUUUAACAGAAUCUGGUCUACCUGAGCCCUUCACUCCAGUCGCUUCUCCGCAGACAACUCCCCCAUUUAUAGAUAUCACUGCCUCAGAUCCUUCUUUGUGUAGUACUCCAACAAAGGGAAAAAUAGAAGAUGAAUCUUGUAGAAAUGGCCUGAAACCUGUUUAUUCUCCAGUGACACCUGUAACACCCAACCUUCAUGGAAAUAGUCUGCAGUUUGAAAACAUUUCAUCACCUGAAAGUUCCCCAGAAGUUAAGCGAAGGAUUUAUACUCAUGAGAUUUCUGACAAAGUGUCCUCCCUCUUAGCACUGAAUUCUUUACGGAGCUCCAAACUAACAGAAAUGGGACUACAUGAUGUAAAGACUAUUGGAGAUGUUAGCCCAAGAAGCAGAACAGAAAUUAACCAAUGUGUUAGUGGUAUUGAAUCUGUUUCGGAACUCCAGACAGGAUUUGAAUUGUGUGAGCAGCACACACUGCACAAAGAUUUAGAUUGCCCUAUUCACCAUGAUCGGACUGAUGCAAACAGCCAAUCAGAACCUAUUUACAGUGGAAUGGGCUCUGUGUACUCUUCAUGGAUGAAGAGCCCAGAACGACCGAGCUUAAAUUUCUCGCCAUUGAAUUCUAAUCUUCGGGAUCUUACACCCUCACAUCAGUUGGAGAUAGGUGGUGGCUUUCGGGCGAAUGAAUCGAAAAUGCUUCAAGAUGACACCAGACUGUCAUUUCCAGAAGGAGCUGGUUAUUACUGCUCUGAGGACGGGAUGAUCAAUUUUGGCAAAGGGAUUAAUGGGGACAGUACAACAGAGGGAAACUGUACACCACAAAAUCCACCACAGAAGAAAAAAGUUUCUCUACUGGAGUAUCGUAAAAGGCAGAGGGAAGCAAGGCAAAGUGGUUCCAAAUCGGAAAGCUUCUCUCCAAUUGCUACGUCACCACAUUGUGUUGGUGGUAGUGGUAAUAGUGCGGCCAGUAGCAAUGACAAUGGCAGCAGUGUAAAAGCUAGUGGAGAGCAGGGGGAAACUAUCCCUAGUCAUCCAUCAUCUUUGCUUGCAACGGUGGAGUCUGUCAGUCCCGUUGAAACUGGCAACAAAUCUCCAAUUAAGCAAACACCCUUGACAGAAAAGAAAAUAGAUGAGGCAGAUGUCCGAUGGACUGCUUCAACCUCAGUUGAGAAAGUAAGGGAAAGAAGUUACCAGCGAGCACUGCUUUUGAGUGAUCAUAGAAAAGAAAAAGAAGGUGGAACGAUUUCACCCACUCAUAGCCCAACAUCAACUCAUUGGCCACAGUCUCAUCUCCAAACUCCACCUUCAUCCCAUUGUUCAAAACCCAUUCCACGUCUCCAACUGAAGAUCCCAGCUUUCCAUUCCAGUGAAUCUAACCUAGAAGUUUCAGAAGCUGAAGUCCCAGACCAAAUUUCUGAAAAGGAAUGUCCAUCUCCAGUGAGUUCUCAAAAGCAUAAUAUAAGCCCUACAAAAUUAAACAAGCCUUGUCCGUCGCCUCCUCCAGUUUCAUCCCAGUCCCAGGUAAAGACGCAGGCAAAGGCUUCCCAAGUAGAGAGUACAACUAAUAUAACUGAGACUUCUAAUCUAAAUCAACCUAAAUCUGAGGCACAACAGAAGCUCCAUUUUCAGUAUGAUUCCCAGCCCAUAACAAAAAGUAAUUUUACUAGCCAGUCUGGAAAUCCACAUCAUUCACAACAUCCAUGUCCAUUACAAUCCCAGAAUUCAGUAAAGUCAUCUAAUACUCCGCCAACUCAGCUUCCGUUGAAGACUCAGUGUCCUGUGCUUCCACCACAUUCUGAGAAGACUAUUAAAUCUCCAGCCCCUCACACGCCUGGAUUGUCCAACUACCUUCCAUCAAGUUCUCAACCACAGCCUCAGACGCUCUUGCAUUCGCCAAAGUCUCAGGCGCAGCAUCUGGGAUCAUCCUACAGGACAAUUCAUUCACAGUCACCUCAGGUGGGAACUGCACAGGCCACAUCACACCGAGGAUCUUUUUUAACCCCUGUCACUGUGGGGCAAGUGUACUAUCAAUCAGCACAGCCUGGGAAUUUAGCACAAAAGCAGCAGACAAGUGCAACAUUUUAUUCUUCUUCUACAGCAGCUUCAAGUCAUCAGCCUGGUCUGAGUCAGUUCAGCCAGCAACAUUCAAGCAGCAAUGUGCCACCCCCACCGCCGCCACCCCCACCACCGCCACCUCCACCGCCGCCACCCACCUACUAUCAAAACCAGCAGUCUUCUGGGAACUUUCAAAGUUUCAGUCAGCCUAGAACAAAUGUACUCCAGCAAGGAGCAUUUUCUCCUGCACCAAGUCCUACCCAAAGUUUGCCUGGAUCCAGUUUACUUCAAUCUUCUCCUGGGGCCAUUUUACACCAAGGUCCUCCACAGUCUCCAAGUUCUGCUUUAUUGCAAACUUCUGGGCCACAACCAGCAGUAGCUGCUUCUGUACAUCAUGCAUCAUCUACAGGGCAGUAUCCUCCACCUGCGAGUUCUGGUCUGCAUCACUCUUCCUCAGCACCGACAACACAGCCACCUCCGCCAGUGUCUCAAUCACCUGGAUCAGGACCACAUCUUCUGCCUCUCCCAGGUUCACACCAUCCUCCACCUCAAGGACAGGCUCAACACCCACCACCAUUGCCACAUGUAACCAGUACAGUCCAUCCAGUACCACCAAGCCCAGGGCAACUACUACAUGCUCAGACUUCAGGACAUCAUCCACCACCACCUCCACCACCUGGGCCAACACCUCAUCACCCUCCACCACCUUCUGCAACAGGACUGCAAUGUCUACCAGCUUCUGGAACUGCAACAUCACAUCAACUUGCACUUAAUUCAGCACCUCCUCCUCCUCCUCCACCGCCACCACCACCGCCGCCGCCGCCAGCUCCAGUUCAUGGGACAGGACAUCAUGUUCCCCCAGGACAAGCAUCUCAUCAUCCACCUUCUCAAGGACCACAUCAUCAUCCGCCUGGGGCCCAUCAAACUUUGGGUCACCACCCUACACAUCAUUUAGGAUCUCCACUUCCACCUGCGGGAUCAGGAUCUCACCAUUCACUGCCAAGACAAGGCUCACACCACCAGCCACAAGGAGCAAAUAAUAUUGCUGCACUUGCAAGCCCAGGAUUUCAUCCUCCAUCCCCCAAUGUGGUAUCGCUUCCACAUGCAGGUCAAGGACUUAAACAGAUGCCUGCAUUACCCCCACAAAUUUCUGUUCCCAGACCACAGUUGCCACCAUCUUUCCAGCAAAAUAAUUUUCACAGCUCAGGAUGGCACUGAAAUGGGGCUGUGCUAACCCAUUUUGAACAUUAUUCUGUAAAAUAAGAUGUAAAUAUUUUAUGUACUGUAUCUUUUAAAGAUACUUCUUAAGACUUGUAAGUUAGACAUUGUAAUAAACUUAAAACCAGUGCUCAUCUUUGUUUGUCUUUCACAACUGUUUUUGAUUCUUAAGAACAUUUUACUCCUGUUGGAGUUGUACAUAUAUGUUUGUGAAGCCAGUGGGACAAAAAACAUUUUAAAUUUUAUUUUGUAAGUAGACAUUCCAGCCAUCCUACCUGAUAUUGUAGUGCACAGGUUGGCUCAAAAUUGUAAUUUAGUAUUUUAUUGUUGCAUUUAAAAAUGCAUUUAUUGAAUGUUUUGUAUAAAUUUUUUUAUUCAAGUAUGUUAAAUAUAUCUGCACUUCUAAGGAGUGUUGGCACUCAAGCAAUUUACUUAUUUUUGUUCAAUUCCUUUCUGUAGUAAAACUUUUUUUUGUAUACUAUUAAACUAUUAGCAGAACAAUGCAAUAUUGGUUUUGAGACAUUGCAGUGUGGUUCUUUUACUUUAUUGGUUAUUUGUAGGAAAGUAAUUUAAUGUAUAGAUUAUUUCUAAUUUCUUCUGCAGAUGUUAUGUAAAUAAUUAUGUAUUUACUUUUUUCCUUUGAUUGUAAAAAAAACUUGCCAAUGCUUCUGUCCCAUUUUUGAAUACUGUUGUACAUUUGAGUCCCUUUGCAAAAAUGUGUAUGUUCUUCGUGAGCUUAGUAUAAGAACUUUAAUUUUUUAAGAUACUGUCACAUUGCAGCACUGGUUGGGCAUUUUAAUCCAUGUUAAUAAAUCACAGUAAACUGCAUUUUUUUUUACAAAUUAUAAA
Messenger RNA from Pristis pectinata (smalltooth sawfish), 7266 nucleotides. RefSeq names its product lysine (K)-specific methyltransferase 2E (gene kmt2e). NCBI's taxonomy places the organism in Eukaryota, Metazoa, Chordata, Chondrichthyes, Rhinopristiformes, Pristidae. The record is from RefSeq and is a predicted model, not a curated record. The coding region runs from base 385 to 6417 and encodes 2010 amino acids. Gene Ontology annotation, molecular function: protein binding. The transcript has 27 exons.